This is a messenger RNA of Cottoperca gobio, 6807 nucleotides long. It is a transcript of the gene lamb2, whose product is annotated as laminin, beta 2 (laminin S). The record is from RefSeq and is a predicted model, not a curated record. Bases 650 to 5890 code for a protein of 1746 amino acids. The transcript has 33 exons. Lineage: Eukaryota; Metazoa; Chordata; Actinopteri; Perciformes; Bovichtidae. Gene Ontology annotation, biological process: animal organ morphogenesis; tissue development; axon guidance. Gene Ontology annotation, cellular component: laminin trimer.
AACUCUUUAUAAAGGGUGCCGUAUUAGUAAAUGUUACCUUGCAAUUCUCAGCAACCUAAAUGUGUUAGUAACCGUGUGAUGUGACUUUUACUUUUAUGGCUGCUCAUUUGCACCAAACCUUUAAACCAUUCAUUCUGUUUGCAUUAAAUCGGUCCUGUACCCUGUCAAAGGCAAGGCAAGAUAGAAGGGAAAAAAUGAAGGAAUAUAAAAAGAUGAAGUAGUGGAUGUUGAAGCGGAAAUAAUUCAAUUGGAAACAGGGAAAUAAUUGGAAAAGGAACAAGAUCCUUAAAGUUUAUUGAAACCACACAAGCAGUAAGAAACUGGUAGAAAUAGAGAAUUUUAAAAGCCGUAUUACGUUUGCACACAAACACUUACACACUCUGACCAGCUACAGAUGGGCUUAAUAACAGAGUAGGCCCUGCUCUGGCUUCUCAACAGAGAGAAAGACGGGGAAAGAGAAACGUUUAAGCUCUGAUGGCAAGAUACAAGUGAGAGUUGGAGGAGUACUGAAGACUGAGAGAGAGACAGUAAGCACAGGGAGGGGAACUGAUGUAUUUCCACUCACAAUGACAAAGCUCUGUGCAGAGAGUUGGACAUAAGGCUCAUUUCAGAUGUCUGUGAGCCAUGUUGCUGUGAUGGAGAGCUGCUGAUGACAGUACUGUGCAGCAGCAGAGCUAGACCCAGAAUAGAACAGAGAGAAACAGAAGAAGAAGAAGAAGAAGAAGAAGAAGAAGAAGAAGAAGAAGAAGAAGAAGAAGAAGAAGAAGGGGCACAGGAAGUAUCCUGGCUAUUUUUACUCCUGGUUGCUGCUGCUUUUCCAUGGCAUCUUUCUGGAAGGUCGGAUGUCUGUAUCCAGCUGGAUCUGGAAGCAGAGUUUCAUUUCACUCAUCUGAUUAUGACCUUCAAGACCUUCCGUCCGGCGGCCAUGCUGAUCGAACGCUCGUCUGAUUUUGGUCGCACCUGGCAGGUGUACCGCUACUUUUCCCACGACUGCGCCACUACCUUUCCAAGAAUCACCCAGGGUCCUUUGCUUAAUAUUAACGAUGUCAUCUGCGAGUCACGCUACUCUGACAUUGAGCCGUCAACGGAGGGAGAGGUCAUCUACAGAGUGUUGGAACCCGCCAUCAGGAUUGAGGAUCCAUACAGCCCAAACAUCCAGAACCAGCUAAAGAUCACUAACUUGAGAGUGAACUUCACCAAGCUUCACACACUGGGAGACAACUUGCUGGACCCCAGAGCUGAAAUCAAAGAAAAGUAUUAUUACGCUAUCUACGAGCUUGUCGUACGCGGAAACUGCUUCUGCUAUGGCCACGCCUCUGAGUGCGCCCCCAUCGAUGGCAGCAGUGAUGAUAUAGAAGGAAUGGUUCACGGCAGGUGUGUGUGUAAGCAUAAUAGCAAGGGUUUGAACUGUGAGGAAUGUGAUGACUUCUACAACGACCUGCCCUGGAAACCAGCUGAGGGACGCAACACCAACGCCUGCAAGAAGUGUAACUGUAACGGCCACUCGACCCUGUGCCACUUUGAUAUGGCGGUGUAUUUGGCGAUGGGAAACGUCAGCGGAGGAGUGUGUGACAACUGUCAGCACAACACCAUGGGACGCAACUGUGAGAUGUGCAAACCCUUCUACUAUCAAGACCCUAUCAGGGAUAUCAGGGACCCACGAGUCUGUGUCGCUUGUGACUGCGACCCAGAUGGUUCUCAGAAUGGAGGGAUGUGCGACAGCCACACAGACCCCUCCCUCGGCAUGGUGGGAGGUCAGUGCCGUUGCAAGGCCAAUGUGGAGGGGCCACGCUGCGACAAGUGUAAGACUGGCUUCUUCGGCCUGAGCACUGACAACCCUCAGGGCUGCCAACCUUGCCGGUGUGACCACAGGGGAACAGUGUCUGGUCGCUCCCAGUGUGACCCAGUCAGUGGAGACUGCUUCUGCAAGCGGCUUGUCACUGGACGCAGCUGUGACCAGUGUUUGCCAGAACACUGGGCUCUGAGCCACGACCUGAACGGAUGCAGAGGCUGCGAGUGUGAUAUCGGAGGAGCCCUGGACAAUCACUGCUCCAUGGAGAGCGGUCAAUGUCGCUGCCGCAGUCACAUGACAGGACGCCAGUGUACGCAGGUGGAGUCGAGAUAUUUCUUCAUGGCUCUGGAUCACUUCCUGUACGAGGCUGAGUUGGCCAAAAUGGGGCAGGGCUGUACAUUGGAGACCAGGGAGCACCAGCCGGGUCGGCCCGCCACAUGGACUGGCUUUGGGUUUGCUCGGGUACCUGAGGGUGGCACCCUGGAGUUCCUCAUCACUGACAUCCCCUACUCCAUGGAAUAUGACCUGCUGAUCCGCUAUGAGUCACAGAUGCCCCGAGACUGGGAGGAGGUGCGGAUAACGGUGAUCCGUCCUGGGCCGAUUCCUACCAGCAGCCCCUGUGGAAACACCAUCCCAGAUGAUGACAGACUCUCCGUCUCUCUGCCGGCCGGAGCCAGGUUUAUGGUCCCUCCUCAGGCUGUGUGUCUGGAGCGAGGUGUGACUUACUCCCUCCGCUUUGAGUUCAGACGUUAUCAUGACGCCAACAGUAUCCUCAACGGAGCGGCCAACGCUCUCCUCCUUGUGGAUUCUAUUGCCUUGAUGCCACGCCACUCCUCCUUGGAGAUGUUCAGUGCAGGGGAUCCAGCUUCCAACAACAGGAAGCAGACCUUUGAGCGCUACCGCUGCCACGAGGGGGCGAAGAGUGUGACCCGCCCUUUGAUGAGUGACACCUGUGCUAAGCUAAUCACCAGCAUGUCUGCCAUCAUAAAUGACGGGGCUCUGCCUUGUAAUUGUGAUCCUCAGGGGUCCAUCAGCUCCAUGUGUGAUGUCCGCGGGGGUCAAUGUCCCUGCAGGCCCAAUGUGAUUGGUCGACGCUGCGACCAGUGUGCUCCGGGAACUUACGGCUUUGGACCCUCAGGCUGCAUAGCCUGCGGGUGCAGCUUGGAAGGCGCUGUGACUCGACUUUGUGACAAGUUCACCGGUCAGUGCCAGUGCCGGCCCGGAGCGUUCGGUCAGCGCUGCGACGGUUGCCAGGCGGGUCACUGGGGCUUCCCCAGCUGCCGACCCUGCCAGUGUAACGGACACGCAGACAAGUGCGACCAGAGCACCGGAACCUGCAUCAGCUGCAGGGACAACACCGGAGGAGACAAGUGUGACAGGUGUGGCAAUGGUUACUAUGGUAACCCAGUUUUGGGAAAAGCAUCCAGUGUUCAGUGUCGCCCGUGUCCCUGUCCUGACGGCCCCAACAGUGGACGCAAUUUUGCUGCAUCUUGUUACCAGGACGACCGUAACAGACAAAUUAUCUGCAACUGUAACCAGGGUUACACAGGGAUUGUUAAACGCUCCGGGGCGACCAUUUUUAAGCGAGCCCGAUGUGAGGAAUGUGCCCCGGGUUACUAUGGCAACCCCUCUCAGCCCGGAGGGCGCUGCCAGCCGUGCCAGUGCAACAACAACAUAGACAUGUCAGACAUGGAGGCCUGCGACAGGCAGACCGGCGAAUGCAGGAAAUGCCUUUACAACGCUGAGGGCCAUAACUGUGGCAUCUGCAAGAGCGGCUAUUUCGGGGACGCUUCCCGACGCAACUGCAGGAAGUGCACAUGCAACUUCUUGGGUACUGACCGUGGCCAGUGUAUGGAGCGUGAGGACUGUGUGUGUCAGCGUGCCUCAGGGCAGUGCCAGUGUCUACCAAACGUCAUCGGUCUGACAUGUGACCACUGCGCCCCCAACCACUGGAACCUGGCCAGCGGGAAGGGCUGUAAAGCCUGCGGCUGUGAUCCCAACAACUCUGUCACUUCCUCAUGCAACGAGUUCACUGGGCAGUGUCAGUGUCGUGACGGCUUUGGUGGGAAGACGUGCACUGACUGUCAGGAGAACUACUGGGGAGACCCGAGGACACAGUGCAGAGCUUGUGACUGUGACUGGCGUGGCAUUGAGGCUUCUCAGUGUAACCGGGUGACCGGCCACUGUGUUUGCCAGCAGGGGGUGUCAGGUGUCCGCUGUGACCAGUGUGCUCGGGGCUUCUCUGGACAGUUCCCCAACUGUCAGCCCUGUCACCAGUGCUUCGGGGACUGGGAUCGCAUUGUGCAGGACCUGGCAGUGCGUACCAAGGCUCUGGCAGAGCGUGCCCACGAGAUUCAGACCACUGGGCUUACUGGGGCCUAUGAGAAGGCCUUCAGAGACCUGGAGGAGAAACUGGCACAAGCUCAGGGCAUUGUCAAUGCACGCAACACCACUGCUGCAGCCGUCGCUACCCUGAUGGAGCUUAUUGAAGAUCUUAGAGCGCAGAUCGGUGAGACCACUGACACCCUGAACCGUCUGGAAGGAGACCUGACCAUCGUCCAGGACAGCAACUCUGAGGCAAGCAAAGAGCUGAGUGCUCUGGAAAGAGAGGCGAAAGAACUAAACCUCACGUCAGAGCAGCUGCACCGCCAGCUGGAUAUCCUAAAAAACUCCAACUUCCUAGGUGCGUAUGACAGCAUCCGUAGCUCCUACAACAAGUCUCGUGAUGCAGAGCGGCGUGCCAAUGAGUCAACAACCACCAGGCCCAGCACAGUCAGCCAAUCUGCGGACACUCGCCGCCGCACCGAGCGCCUCAUCUCCGCCAAGAAGGACGACUUUAACCGUAAAAAUGCUGCCAACAAGCGUGCGCUUGGAGACCUCAACACCAGAGCACAGGGCCUGGACUUGAAGAAGAUCAAUGAGAAGGUCUGCGGCGCCCCGGGUGAUGCUCCCUGUGGGGAAAGUCCUUGUGGGGGUGCAGGUUGCCGUGACGAUGAAGGGAGCCGUCACUGUGGAGGCCUAAACUGUAACGGCGCUGUAGCAGUAGCUGACAAUGCCCUGGAGAGAGCCAAACACGCAGAGAAGGAGCUGAACAAAGCUAUGGGAGAUGUGGAGGGACUCUUUACCAAGGUGGCAGACGCCAAGACCAAGGCAGAGGAGGCCAAGGGUAAAGCCCAGGCAGCUCUGGACAAAGCCACCGCCACCAAGAACAAAGUGGAGCGCUCCAACAAUGACCUGAGAGACCUCAUCAAACAGAUCAGAGACUUCCUCACUCAGGAGGGUGCAGACCCAGACAGCAUUGAGGCAGUUGCGAACCAUGUGUUGGAGCUCUCCAUCCCUGCCUCGCCCCUCCAGAUCAGACACCUCGCGGAUGAAAUCAAGGAGCGUGUUCGCAGCCUUUCCAACGUGGACGCCAUCCUGCAGCAGACGCAGGACGACGUCCGCAAGGCAGAGCAACUGCUGCUGGACGCCAAGAGGGCAAGGCACAGCGCUGAGGGGGUGAAGACUACAGCAGAGACAGUGAAGCAGGCCCUGGUAGAUGCUAAGACUGCCCAGACGUCAGCAGAGAAGGCCAUAGCCAGAGCCAAAGCUGACAUUGGAGAGACUGAAGCCCGACUGGCACAGAUCGAGUCGGAGACAUCUAACAGUGAGAAGGACCUGAAUGAGGCCAUGGGCCGCCUGGGCACACUGGGGCGGGAGAUUAAUGCCCUGAAGACCAAACGUGCCAACAACAGCAUGGCAGCGGCCCGAGCCGAAGAGACAGCCACCAUGGCACGAGACAAGGCAAACGAAGCCAAGCAGAUUCUAGACGGCCAGCUGACAGAUAAAUACCAUGAGGUGCAGCAGCGGGUCGACACAAAGGCCAAGGCUGUACAGGACGCCAAGAAAAGGGCCGAGAGCCUCAGAGAUGAAGCGAAGGAACUAUUGAAAGAUGCUCAGAGCAAGCUCCAGAGGCUAGCAGAGAUGGAGAAAAACUAUGAUGAGAACCAGAAGAGGCUGGAGGGGAAAGCUCGUCAGCUGGACGGCUUGGAGGACAAGAUGAAAGCCAUCCUCAAUGACAUCAACAAACAAAUUCAGAUCUACAACACAUGCCAGUAAUUCACUACUGUCGAUGUCAUAGAAAACAGGUGAAUCAUCCUAUUGUUCUGCCAUUUUCUCCAAGUACAGUAACUGUACAAUAGACUUUGAAGAAACAAUUAAAGAAGAGGCCUAGGGUGCUAAUUUUACCACUCUGCAAUUUAAUUUGCAUAUUCUAUGUGCAAACUGUCUACGAAUAAGAAUUUGAAAACGGUCGCCAUCAUAUUUUCAUAUAUAUAUAUAUAUAUACACACCCAUAACUGAACAUGUCUGAUAUCACAUAUUUCAUUUUAAUUUGUGCACAUUAUUUUUGUCUUUGACUUUCAAAAUAAUCUGGAAAUGUAUCUGCAUUUAAAUUUGUGUUUUGAACUUUAAAAAAUGAAAGUUAUAUUUGGAAAGGUCAAUAAUACUUUGGGUGAAAGUAAUGCGCUGCAAACAAUCUGUAUUUGAUCCAUUAUUGUUUUUUUUCUACUUAGAGUGACUGUUGUAUAAUCAGCGGGUCAAUAUAAUUUUCUCCCCAUUUUUUCGAUGACUUCUCUUUUACUACUGGAAGUAUAUUCUGAGCUGUGCUCAUCGCAAGAGGAAGUCAUUUAAACUACAGUGGACGGUGUCUUCUUUCAGUAUCAAACACAACAACUUUUGGGUGCAUGAGGACAAAAAUUCUGAAUGAAAUCUGUUUAAAUUUAAUAUGACAAGGCUUUAAACAUUUUAAUAUUUUCAAAUAAGCCAAAAGUCAGAGACAAGCGUGUAGUCACAAGUUCCUUGUCCUGUGUAUUUUAUGUGCACACCUUUCAUAGACUGGAAAGAUGGGGUCACAGGGUUAUUGCAUUCAUAUGUAUUUUCAAUUUGGGAAUUUGUACCAACUGUGGUGCUAGGGAUGCAUUUUACACAUGAUAUGACAAUUUUUAUGUGAAAAUAAAAUAAACCGUUUGACUCUG